AUGGACCAAGCUAAGAAGACAAACCUGUUGGUUGCUUUGAUUAUUGGUGGUGUGCUGCUUUCCUUGGGGAUUCUAUCAGCUGUCGUCUGGUAUUUUAUUUCAACUUCCAACUGUAUACCCUGUGGAAAGAGUGAUGGAUGUGUGAGUCCGUCACAUUGGUGUGAUGGGAUUCCUCAGUGCCGUUAUGGCGAGGAUGAAGAAUGCUUUCUGUUAGCAAACUCAACUUUUGUGCUUUAUGCCAAAUCUGUGGACUAUGGCUGGCGGCCAGUAUGUCAUGACCAUUGGAAUGCGGAUCAUGGAAAGCAAGUCUGCAACAGGAUAGGUUACUCCAGGAACAGCUACUCCUAUUAUGGAUCAACCUCAGCAAGCACAGUUGAAUCUUCAGAGUUCCUGAUGCUGAAUGAGACUUUAUCAACAAUAUAUACGUACCAAAAGCUAAGCAUCAGCCAAAAUUGCUCUUCUGGGUUGCUGGUCACAUUACACUGCAUAGGUUGUGGAGCCCGCAUGUACGACAGAAAUGUUUCUGAACGAAUAGUUGGUGGACAAUUGGCAGCACCAAAGGAAUUCCCAUGGCAGGUCAGCCUUCACUUGAACAACCGUCAUAUCUGUGGGGGAUCCAUUCUCACACCCUACUGGGUGAUUACAGCUGCACAUUGCGGAGAAAGGCAUCCCUUCCCUUCCAACUGGCUUGUGUAUAGUGGCAUUCUACAACAAACUGCAACACAUGUCGUAAAUCCACACUCUGUAGAUAAAUUUAUCACCCAUGAAAAGUUUAACAAAGUAAACAAAGAUUAUGACAUAGCAUUACUGAAGCUAAAAAGUCCCUUCAUGCUUUCAGAUUCGAUAAGACCAGUAUGUUUGCCAAAUUAUGGGCAAACCUUUCCUACCGGGUCCAUUUGCUGGAUUUCUGGAUGGGGAGACCUGUGGGAAGGAGGGCCUCCACCAGACUCUCUACAGUGGACCACAGCGCCCCUAAUUACUUAUGAUGAUUGCAAAAAAUUGUAUUUUGAUAUUAUCACACCUCGCAUGCUGUGUGCUGGUUUGGAAGAGGGUGGACAUGAUGCUUGUCAGGGUGACAGUGGUGGCCCACUAACUACAAAGCAGAAGUCACUCUUCUGGUUAGUUGGUGUCACAAGCUGGGGAUACGGAUGUGCCAGAUUUGGGAAGCCAGGAGUGUAUGUGAAGGUCACAACAUUAUUGGACUGGAUUUACCUGCAGUUCAAGAUUCUCCGUAACACCGCCGGAAAAAAGAACAAAGCGAUCCAUUUUCUUUUGCCUGAGACCUGCAAUGUGCCAAACAACGCUAUCACAGUCACUGGCUAUGUCCUGUGCCACCAGCAGAACAGACCCAGCAACAAUGGCCGUCCUCCACGUGGUGAGCAGGAACUGUUGCUGAGGACGAUUAACAAGGGGUCGGAAGGUGCACCAACACAGGUGUACGCAAACACUGAUCCUGAUACCUUUUUGGUGGGUCCACUUAUGUAG
Messenger RNA from Stegostoma tigrinum, 1485 nucleotides. RefSeq names its product transmembrane protease serine 2-like. The transcript is spliced from 14 exons. Lineage: Eukaryota; Metazoa; Chordata; Chondrichthyes; Orectolobiformes; Stegostomatidae. Gene Ontology annotation, molecular function: protein binding; serine-type endopeptidase activity. Gene Ontology annotation, cellular component: membrane. The record is from RefSeq and is a predicted model, not a curated record. Gene Ontology annotation, biological process: proteolysis. The coding region runs from base 1 to 1485 and encodes 494 amino acids.